This is a messenger RNA of Dendrobium catenatum, 2240 nucleotides long. Its product is annotated as general transcription factor 3C polypeptide 5. The transcript is spliced from 16 exons. Gene Ontology annotation, cellular component: transcription factor TFIIIC complex. The record is from RefSeq and is a predicted model, not a curated record. NCBI's taxonomy places the organism in Eukaryota, Viridiplantae, Streptophyta, Magnoliopsida, Asparagales, Orchidaceae. Gene Ontology annotation, biological process: transcription initiation at RNA polymerase III promoter. The coding region runs from base 224 to 2020 and encodes 598 amino acids.
UAGGGUUUGCUUUUUAUCUGGUCGUUACUGUUCGGUUUCGUUCCGCGGGAGGUGUUGAGAUUGGACGAGUUGUUUCUUCGGCUCCUUCGUUGCAGUUCGACUUCGCUCCUUCGACGACGUUAUCGGAAGUUACAACAUUUUGAUCGGAAGCAACGAACGGGAGCUCGCUCGCUGUGAAGCCCUCACAAAUCUCGAUCAUCUACGUAGCUUUUCCUCCGUAGCCAUGACACGGAGAGAACAAGACGAUUGUGUGACAGCCACUUCUUCCUCCUCUAUCAACUCAGUCUUCCCUCCUCAACCGUGUGCAUCCGUUAUAAAAGAUGGGGCAGUGUCUGGCUUUCUACCUGAGACCGAAGUAUUGGCUGUCCACUAUCCCGGCUAUCCCUCCUCCGCCUCGCGCGCCAUCGAAACCCUAGGCGGCCUAUCGAAAAUCUCCGAGGCAUGGAGCUGCGCCCUCCAGAAUCUUAGCGGCACCCAAGAUUCUGACAAGGAUAGAAGGAGGUUCUUAAGUCUCAAAUUCCGGCCCGAGGAUCCUUACUGUCAUCCGGCUUUCGGCGAGCCUCGCCCUUCCACAAGUAUCCUCCUCCGAAUUUCGCGGACUCAAAAUGUGAAGGCAACUGGAUAUGCUGUUGUUCCGCUAGUGCCAGUUGAGCAGCUUUCAGCAGAUGUUGUUGCCAGGGUUUCGUUGGCUCACCAUUUUGAAGGUAUGGCAGAUUAUCAACAUGUGAUUGCUGUCCAUGCUGCUGAGUCAAGGACAAAAAAAGGACGUUGGGCUUCCAAUGAUGAAUUAUUUUUAGAUGAUGAAAAUUUAGAUAUAGAUAAUGAAGAUAUCAUGAAGUUGGUGCCACCACUUUUUGCUCGCAAGGACAAACCAGAGAGGAUUAUGCUGAAUCCACCUGCUAAUUUAGUAUCGGAAAGUUUGCAAAAAGGAGCUGUUGAAUAUUCUUGGGAGAUGGAUAUUAAGCCUUGCCAUGCUAUUCCUUUCAGCAUUCAUAAGAUUCCAGAAAAGAUUAAUUGGGAAGAUAAACUUCCAAAAAGCACCCCUGAGUGGGAAGCACAAAUGGCUGUGUCCAAAUUAUUCGAAGAACGUCCUAUCUGGCCUAGAUGGUCGCUGCAUGAACGUUUGCUUGAUGAUGGUCGAGAAGUUACUGAAUAUUUGCUGAGAAGGCUUUUAUUCAGAACUGGGUACUACUUUUCUCGUGGCCCAUUUGGUCGAUUUUGGAUUAGAAAAGGAUAUGAUCCUCGUGAAAAUUCUGAAUCCCGAAUAUACCAGAAGGUGGAUUUUCGGAUGCCGCCUAAUUUGAGAAAUCUUGAAGAUGUGAAUGCAAACUCCACGUUGAAGCAUAAAUGGAAUGAUAUAUGCAAAUUUAAAGUAUGGCCCUCCAAAGCUUCUAAUUGUUUACAGUUAUUUGAACUUGAUGAUGAUUAUAUUCGUCAAGAGAUUGAAAAAGCUGCAACUAUGACAACUUGCUCGCCUUUGACGGGAUGGUUCUCUGAGGCGACUCUUAAGGCCUUAAGAUUACAUGUGAUGAUAAGAUUCAUGGAAAUAACUCCUAAGGGAGUUCCAGAGCAAUUCCUGAAGUCCAAAAUUGAACACUUCAAACGUUGCAGGAAAAAGGAAGCUCUUAACAAGUUGUGGAAACCUGAAAAAGAGCAUUGUCAUGACAACGAAGAUGCUAACCACCCCAAGCAGCUAGUUGGUAACUCUAAGAGCAUAGAAAAAGAGGUUGGCGAGAAAGUCCUCCAACUUGAGGAUGAGUGCGAGCAAGAGGAAGAGGAAGAGGAGUUGGAUGGAUAUGAAUCGCCACACAUGGUUGAUGAAGAUGGUGUACUUCCUUGUACUGCCUCUUAUGAAAUGGGAAAUAUCAUCCCUAAUGAAUACUUACAGGAGCUUCUUGGUGGAUUUACAUGUAGCAAAGAUGGUAACGGUCAGCAACCUGGUGAGAAGACCAAUGGAGUUGGAUCAAGUGAUGAUGAAUAUCAGAUAUAUGAGCAAGACAGUGAUGAUGAAUAUGAUUAGCUGUAAUUGUAUUAAGUGAGUCAAUUGCUUGAAGCGUUAGCUUGCUAAUGAUUAAGCUGCCAAAAGUGGCUAUGUUUAUAUUGUUUUGAUUUAUAUUUAUUUUAUCUAAUUGUAAUACUGCUUUUGAUGUGAUAUUUGUAUAUAGUGUAGACAUGAUAAUUUAUUGAAAAUGCUUGUCGUUUACUUCAAAUUCUGAGGCCAGUGAUGUUGAAAAGUGUAA